This is a messenger RNA of Oppia nitens, 714 nucleotides long. RefSeq names its product transmembrane emp24 domain-containing protein 6-like. The transcript is spliced from 2 exons. Gene Ontology annotation, cellular component: endoplasmic reticulum; endoplasmic reticulum-Golgi intermediate compartment; COPII-coated ER to Golgi transport vesicle. Gene Ontology annotation, biological process: intracellular protein transport; endoplasmic reticulum to Golgi vesicle-mediated transport; Golgi organization. The coding region runs from base 211 to 714 and encodes 167 amino acids. Lineage: Eukaryota; Metazoa; Arthropoda; Arachnida; Sarcoptiformes; Oppiidae. The record is from RefSeq and is a predicted model, not a curated record.
ACUAAUUCCACGUCUAAAUAUUUUAGUAAACUUUUUAUUACUAUUUUGACUGUUGUUGUAAUCAAUUUAUGUCAUAAUGUUUAUAGUUUUGAGAUAAUUCAUCAAAAUUCUCAAAUAGCCAUAAAUACUGAAUUCAAAGUGAAAGUAGAGUCCGGACAGACUGAAUGCUAUUAUCAACAUUUGGAACCGGGAUAUGAUUUUUAUGCCACAAUGUCUGUAAUGGUAGGCAAACCAAACUCAACUGAUUUCGAAAUAAUUGGACCAAAUAAUCAAGUAUUGGAUAAAAAACAGAUGACUAACGAUAUUACACUACAACACGGCGUACUUGUGUCAGGAACCUAUAGUUUUUGUAUAAUUAACACAAAUUACAUGUUUGAGCCCAAACUGAUUAGUAUAUAUUUGUGGGCCUAUCAAAAGGACUCGUGGUCUCAAUACGCAAUGGCCAUCAAUGAACCGUUAGAUAAGUUGGCCAAUAUGUCGGCUCAUAUGCAAAAAACUGAUACAAAUAUUGGUGUAAUUUAUACACAUUUAGAGCGAAUGAAAAGAGAGACUUUUAAGGAUUGGUUACUUAUUAUUAGUAACAACCGAUACGUCCAGAAUUGGUCACUCAUUCAAUGUGUCGUUAUUAUCGUCUCUACGGUAACUCAAGUAGUGUUUGUCAGGAGAUUGUUUGGCGGCAAUGAAAGCAAAUUAAAAGGUCGACCACAAGCCUAA